AUGUCACCCCUGAAACAAAUCCAAAGACGAUUACUUAAAUUAGAAUUUCGCCAACAAACUAAGACGCAAGAACUUAUCCACUCAUGGAAGGAGUUUUAUUGCGUUGAAAACAAGCAAGAGCAAAAGGGCCAGCUGACUUGA
Funneliformis geosporum is the source of this 141-nucleotide messenger RNA. The record is from the annotation of a GenBank genome assembly. NCBI's taxonomy places the organism in Eukaryota, Fungi, Glomeromycota, Glomeromycetes, Glomerales, Glomeraceae.